CCCCAUUUGUUCCUUGCAACAAGUAAUUAAUUCCAAGGCCACCGCUUCAGUUCCCCUGGCCGUGUUUCUGUUUGGAUUCCGAGAAAGAGUGGGAAAGUGAGAAAGAAAACAAAAGGGAACAACGACGAUGGGGAAAGAAAAUGGAGAUCAGAUGCCCCGAGGAUCAGGAAAGAAGAAGAUGAAGAGGAGCGGGUGGUCGAUAACGUCGAUUUUCAUGCACGCCGACGCCGUGGACAAGUUUCUGAUGGCGUUGGGGUUCAUCGGAGCCAUGGGCGACGGCCUCACCACCCCCUUGGUUUUAGUCGUCUCCAGCCGUUUGAUGAACAACAUCGGCUUCGCCUCUUCUUCAGAUCCUUCCGAUAUUAGCCACUCUUUCCAAACCAACAUCGAUAAGAAUGCAGUGGCUCUCUUGUAUGUAGCUUGUGGGGGCUUUCUUGCCUGUUUUCUCGAAGGAUACUGCUGGACCAGGACUGGCGAGAGGCAGUCGGCGAGGAUGAGAGCUCGAUAUCUCCGGGCGGUUCUCCGACAAGAAGUCGGUUAUUUCGAUCUCCACGUGACAAGCACGUCUGAGGUCAUUACUUCUGUCUCCAAUGACAGUUUGGUCAUUCAAGACGUUUUUAGCGAAAAGAUCCCGAACUUCCUUAUGAAUGCGGCAAUGUUCGUGGGGAGCUACAUCGCGGCGGUGGUGCUAUUCUGGAGACUAGCGUUGGUGGGAUUCCCGUUCGUGGUGAUUUUGGUGAUCCCCGGCCUCCUCUACGGCAAAACCUUGAUGGGGUUAUCGAGAGAGAGCAUGGAAGGUUACAAGAAGGCUGGAACAGUGGCGGAGCAGGCGAUAUCGUCGAUCAGAACCGUGUACGCCUUCGCCGGAGAGGACAAGACGGUGACGGAAUAUUCGUCGGCGUUGGAACGGUCGGUGAAGCUGGGGCUGAAGCAGGGAUUCUCCAAAGGCUUGGCCAUCGGAAGCAGCGGAGUUUCGUUCGUGAUUUGGUCGUUCAUGUCGUGGUACGGAAGUAGAAUGGUCAUGUACCAAGGUGCCCAAGGUGGGACCGUCUUCGGCGUCGGAGCUUCCAUUACCGUCGGUGGAUUAUCUAUUGGCUCGGGUUUAUCCAACCUAAAGUACUUUUCGGAGGCAUGUGCUGCUGGGGAGCGAAUCAUGGAGGUCAUAAAUCGGGUACCGGUGAUCGACUCGGCGGACAUGGAAGGCCAGGUUCUGGACAACGUCUCCGGCGAGGUUGAAUUCCAGAACGUGCAGUUCGCGUACCCAUCGCGGCCGGAAACCAUGGUGUUGAAGGAUCUGACCCUGAGAAUCCCGGCGGGGCGGACUGUGGCGCUUGUCGGCGGGAGCGGGUCUGGAAAGUCGACGGUGGUUUCUCUGCUACAGAGAUUUUACGACCCAAUUGGAGGGACCAUCCUAGUGGACGGCGUGGGCGUUGAGAAGCUGCAACUGAAAUGGCUAAGGUCGCAGAUGGGUCUGGUGAGUCAAGAGCCGGCGCUUUUCGCGACCUCCAUUAAAGAGAAUAUUCUUUUUGGGAAGGAGGAUGCCACCAUGGACGAAGUGGUGGAUGUCGCUAAAGCUUCCAAUGCUCAUAAUUUUAUUUCUCAAUUUCCAAAAGGAUACGAAACCCAGGUGGGAGAAAGAGGAGUUCAAAUGUCAGGAGGACAAAAACAAAGAAUUGCAAUUGCGCGAGCCAUCAUCAAGAGACCUCGAAUCCUUCUCUUAGACGAGGCUACCAGUGCGUUGGACUCAGAAUCGGAACGGAUCGUCCAAGAAGCCCUUGAUAAAGCCGCUGUCGGUCGAACCACCAUCAUCAUAGCCCACCGCCUCUCCACGGUUCGCAACGCUGACAUCAUCGCUGUGCUUCAAAACGGCCACGUCAUGGAAAUGGGCCCACACGACAAGCUCAUCCAGCACGAAAACGGCCUCUACACCUCCCUUGUCCGCCUCCAACAAAUGGAGAAACACAAAUCCCUACCGGACCCACCCACCCACCACUCCGCUUCCUCCUCCAUCUCCAACAUCGACAAGAACAACACUAGCAGCCGUCGCCUUUCGCUCGUCAGCCGGUCCAGCUCCGCCAACUCUGCCGCUUCAGAUCGGUUCUCACCAGUUCCGGGUGCAGACGAGGAAGACCUCCCAGUGCCUUCGUUUCGGAGGUUGCUGGCCUUGAAUCUCCCUGAGUGGAAGCAGGCGAGCAUGGGGUGCAUUGGGGCAGUUCUGUUUGGGGCGAUCCAACCAUUGUAUGCAUUUUCGCUAGGGUCCAUGGUGUCGGUUUACUUUUUGACAAGUCACGAUGAGAUUAAGGAGAAGACGAGGAACUAUGCUCUGUGUUUCGUUGGACUUGCAGUAUUUUCUUUGGUCAUAAACAUUGUCCAACAUUAUAACUUUGCGUACAUGGGAGAGUAUCUGACCAAAAGGGUUAGGGAGAUGAUGUUGUCCAAGAUCCUUACUUUUGAAAUUGGGUGGUUUGAUCAAGAUGAGCACUCCAGUGGUGCGAUUUGCUCCAGAUUAUCCAAAGAUGCCAAUGUGGUGCGAUCCUUGGUGGGUGAUAGAAUGGCACUUGUUGUGCAAACGAUUUCAGCAGUAAUCAUAGCUUUCACAAUGGGACUGGUGAUCGCAUGGAGGCUAGCCCUCGUCAUGAUUGCAGUCCAACCGCUCGUCAUCAUCUGCUUCUACACUAGGCGAGUCCUUCUGAAGAACAUGUCUAACAAGGCCAUUAAAGCCCAAGAACAGAGCGGCAAACUUGCGGCCGAGGCAGUCUCCAACGUCCGCACCAUCACCGCCUUCUCUUCCCAAGAACGGAUCAUGAAGAUGCUGGAGCAGGCCCAAGAAGGCCCACGAAGAGAGAGCAUUAAGCAGUCAUGGUAUGCUGGAAUUGGGUUGGGCUGCUCCCAGAGUCUCACCACCUGCU
Momordica charantia (bitter melon) is the source of this 2909-nucleotide messenger RNA. RefSeq names its product ABC transporter B family member 15. Lineage: Eukaryota; Viridiplantae; Streptophyta; Magnoliopsida; Cucurbitales; Cucurbitaceae. Gene Ontology annotation, biological process: transmembrane transport. Gene Ontology annotation, molecular function: ATP hydrolysis activity; ATP binding; ABC-type transporter activity. Gene Ontology annotation, cellular component: membrane. The record is from RefSeq and is a predicted model, not a curated record.